Messenger RNA from Pseudophryne corroboree (corroboree frog), 16238 nucleotides. Its product is annotated as protein phosphatase 1 regulatory subunit 3E-like. Gene Ontology annotation, biological process: regulation of glycogen biosynthetic process. Gene Ontology annotation, molecular function: protein phosphatase 1 binding; glycogen binding. The record is from RefSeq and is a predicted model, not a curated record. Bases 330 to 1397 code for a protein of 355 amino acids. Gene Ontology annotation, cellular component: protein phosphatase type 1 complex. Lineage: Eukaryota; Metazoa; Chordata; Amphibia; Anura; Myobatrachidae. The transcript has a single exon.
AUGGCAGGCUGGCUGUGAGAGUGGGUAACCCGGCGCAUAUGGGCACAGGGAAGAGCCGCCCAGCAGUGCCAGGGCUGAUGAUCCGCUCACUGGCUGCAUGGAGGGGAGAGGAGUGACGGGGGGAGGUGGCGCUGCCUCCAGUGCCUGGGAUAAAUGAGGAGUGCAGCAGCAGCAGCCCUUCCCUCCCCAGCAGCAGCUCAGGCUGGAAUGACGGCCACGGUGCGGUCACAGGGGCCGGAGUGACCCCCUCUCUCUCUCUCACCCCGGGCGCAGGAGCGCAUCCGUGCACGCGUCAGAGCGCAUCCGCUGCGCAAAGGGUUAUCCCGGCGAUGAUGAUGCUGGGAGCCGCCUCCUCCAUCGCCAGGGCCGGCUCCUGCAGGGAUGCUAUGUGCGUCACUACACGUCAGCCCCAGCAUCAGCAUCCAGUCCAGCACACAGCGCCCCGCUCAUGCAGCAGCAGCCGCCGGGAGAGCGAGCAGCAGGAGGAGGAGAGCGCCCGCAGCUGCCCGGGGUGCAUGGACACCAUGCCCACCCACCGCCACCUCCUGCCCCGCAACUUCAGCUGCACGGCCGUGCUGUACGGGGAAAGCCCGGAGGAUGGGGAGGUCACUGACGGGGAAGAAGAGGAGCACGAGGUGGAGGUGGAGAAGAGCAAGGAGCCCAGCAAGCCCCUCACCCGGGGCAGGGAGAUCAACCUGGUGCCCCAGAGCCCCACUGCCCGCAGGAGAGCCAAGUCCCUGCCCACGCCUGCCGAGCGGAGGCACCUGGAGGUGGUGGCCCCCAGGAAGAAAGAGGUGCGCUUCGCCGACUCCCUGGGGCUGGAGCUGACCUCGGUGCGGCACUUCAGCGACGCGGAGGUGCCCCGGGUCCCUUACCACGUGCUGGCCGGGCUGCGCUGCCGGGAGGCGUGCCCCGCGGGGGCGGAGCUCAGCGCGCUGCUGCUCCGCCCGUCGCCCAACUGCGCACGCCUAGAGCCGCUCUUCACCAACCCGGGCACCAAGCCUGACUUCACGGACCUGGUCAGGCAGCGCAAAGUGUGCCUGGAGAGCCUCAGCACCGACCCUUUCUGCAUCAGUGGGGAUCUCAGAGUCCUCAACUUGUCCUAUGAGAAGGAGGUGGUGGUCAGGUACACCAUGGACUCUUGGACCACCUCCACCGAGGUGAUGGCCACCUAUCAGCGGGGAUGUAGCGAUAGGUAUACGGACCGCUUCUCCUUUAAGCUGCUCUGCCCAGCCUUGUUGAAUAAGGAGGGGAUGUUGGAACUCGCCAUUCGCUACAGAGUUUGUGGGACAGAGUACUGGGAUAACAAUGAGGGCGAAAACUACAAGGUCAAGAGUCAUAAGGCCACCAUGUCCCCUCCAAAGGAAUUUGACAACGCAUGGAUCCACUUUAUAUAACGGUGGGGGUAGGUGGGGAAAGCACAGGAUCAGCUAGCCUUCCAUGCUACAUGGAAGAGCCACAAAGAUGGGGGUCACCGGUAAGGCGUGAGGUCAACGAGGCUUCGAAGAGGGAUAUGAGGAUCCAAUGAAAUAUUCAAUUAAGCUACUGUAAAUGAUAUUCUUAGUGAGAUAAUAGGGGACUCCUUAUUUAGUUUAGUGUCUGCUAAUAAGAGGUUCCAAAACUUCUAGUGGUUUAUGUGCAACAAAUGGCGUACCAGACACAAUACCGCCGGGUGUUAGGUUGCAGUAUACCAAGAAAAUUAGGCUCAUACUAGUUUGGCUGCAGUUUAUUUGAAAUGGAAGAUCAAAAUGCAAUAAUAUGGGGUAUGUAGUACAUUUUAAAGGAACCUAAUAUUGCCUUUCAAGAUGAGAAUCCAUUUAUAGUCACCAAGCGCUCAGGUUGCGUUGACAUGAAGAUUACACACAACCUUCAAUAAUCUAUAAUUGUGGCAACUCUCUGGAAGAGAAAGAGCUUUGUACAAAGACAAGUGCCCAUAAAUGACCCAUUUUCCAGCUUCUUGUUGGCUGUGGAUCACAGCUGCCUCUCUCAGCAGUCCAGGCUUAUCCAUGCUCAAACUCUAAUUUAUAGGAAGCAAAUCUGCCUGCAUUUCCCUUGAUAUGAUUUUCUUCAGAUCCUCAGUGGUGUUGGUGUUUCAUUUUGGAUUGACUUACCUGCCACCCACAUACAGUGGGCUGAGCCAAUAUUCAGUUUAGGAAGCAGUGAUGUCACUGAGGCAUGAGGCAGAAGAUACCUCAUGGCUCAGAGAUGUCUCCUUGUACAUUGAUAGGCUGCAUUAUCCUGAUUAGUGGUUCAGCAUAAAAUGUGCUGGCUGCACAGCAUACUGUAGGUGGCGGGUAGACCUUAAUGACCAUUCUAUAGAUUCCCACAGCAUGGUAGUGUAGCAACAUGGUGCAGAUUUCACCACUCUAGUAGUGAGGUGCUUUUCAUUUUAUUUUUCUUCCACCAGGGCACUUUAACCCUCUGUGUGCCGGAGUACAGUGAUUCAACUAAACAUUCACGUUUUGCCUGUGACAUAAUCAAUAUGUUGUAUUGCCUAUGUGGGCGUGCUAUUAGCUUACCCAUAUGGCAAAGAGGACGUUACUGAUGAAAAUGAUCUGUACAUUCUCCACUUUGUGACAUAAGGGUGUUUGUAAUCCCCUUCCCAUAUGAAUUUUUAUUUUUAUUUUUUCAGUUUGUAUGUACUGUGGUUAUGGUUUUCUUCUGGCAUAUGAAGCUGCACCUGCAGCACAAAUGUCUUUUUUUUUUUGCCUGUAACUUUUUCCUGUAUAUAUUAUUUAGUGUUACAUGUCCUGUACACGACUGCUUCUCCUUUUCUGCAGUUGGGUUGAGAGCAGAGCUGUGUUAAACAGGUCACUUCUGAAUAAUUUACAGAUUCUGCACUGUCUACUUCCAUAUGUGGGCUAGCCUUUCUCUCUGCCGUCCUUCACAAUGGGACUUAUAUUUAGAUCUUAGGCUUAGCAAGGUGGGCUGACGACAGACGUGUAUUAUCUUUACCACAGUUCACUAUUCGUUACACAGCAGCCUCAGUGUUUGUACAAUUUACCAUGGAUGUGUUCACUAUAUACAGUUAGGUCCAACUUAUUAUUUCACUGGUUUGACUUAUGUGGUCCGUUGCAUUUUUGUAGGUGUUAUUACGGGUUACGGACCAAAAGUAUGAUUUUUAUAAAGUAUACCUUGUUUUUAAGGGGUCUAUUCAUGAAGCAGUGAAAAGAGUGGAGAAGUGAGCCUGUGGAGAAGUUGCCCAUGACAACCAAUCAGCUGCUCCGUACAAUUGUAUAAUAUGCAAAUUAUAAAUGUUACUUCAAUGCUAAUUGGUUGCCAUGGCCAGCUUCUCCACACUUUUCACUGCUCCAUGAAUAGACCCCUAAGAAUGAUAUGGAUAAAACAUAGGAUAUAUAAGACUCCUGGGGGGGUCUAUUCAGUGAAAACUGUGGAGAAGUGAGCCAGUGAAGAAGAACCAAUCAGCAUUAAAGUUACAUUUAUAAUUUGCAUACUAUACAAUUAUACAGAGCAGCUGAUUGGUUGCCAUGGACAACUUUUCCACAGGCUCACUUCUCCACUCUUUUCACUGCUUCAUGAAUAGACCUCCUGGGGAGGCACUAUGCAUUGCAACACCUGCGAUAUACUGUAGUAGGGAUUGAUAGUGCUCGGUAAUGUGACUGCAUGUUUGCAAUAAAUAGAGGGAAGCACUGACACAAAAGUAUGAGAAAUGUGUUAAAACAUAUAGCAGCUACUUAGACGCUAACUUAGAGGAGUCAGAAUAACGGAUGCAAAAAUCUGAGGUUUUCACAAUGAUUACUUUUCUUACAAAUUAGGCGAGUUUCUAUGUACACUGUAUGACUGUAAAAACAUGGAGCUAGAUUCACAUUCAGCGGUUUGUCAAAGCCGCCGUUGAUGUUAAACCAGACAGGCAAAAACGUUUGUCUGUUGCUGCUCUAAAUUCAUCAGUCCAAUCCGCCGAUUGUCGGCGGCUACGACAAACUGCGGAAUAGUAAAUCUUUCCCAUGGCAUUUGUAGCAAGCAGUUUACCGCCCUGUAUUACAAUUUAAUAUAUCAUUUUACAGAUACUGCAUUUUACUGGACAAGAGUACUGGCUUUAGGGGUCUAUUCAGGAAGCAGUGAAAAUAGUGGAGUAGUGAUCCUGUGGAGAAGUUGCCCCUGGCAACCAAUCAGCUGCUCUGUACAAUUGUAUAGUAUGCAAAUUAUAAAUGUUACUUCAAUGCUGAUUGAUAGCCAUGGGCAACAUCUCCACUGGCUCACUUCUCCACUCAUUUUCACUGCUUCAUGAAUAGACCCCUUGGUGUUUUGCAGUAAUUCCUCUGUUUGUUUACAGAACCUGCAUUGCCAUUAAAAUCAAUGUCUUAUACAUGGGGGCUAUUCCGAUGUGGAAGCAAACCAAAAAAGCAAGCUACUCGUCAAAACCAUCCUGCACUGCAGGUGGAGAAGAUGUAACAUGUGCAGAGAGAUUUAUAGGCCCUACACACUGGCCGACAUCACUCAAAGAUAUGAACGAUCUCGUUGAUUAAUGAACGAGAUAACGUUCAUAUCUUUGAGUGUGGAGUCACCUGCGAUGAACGAUGCGCGGCCCUGCGCUCGUUCAUCGCUGGUCCACCGUCGGCUGUGCAUGCAGGCCAAUAUGGACGAUCUGCACUGCUACGGAGCCGGGUGACGGGGGGAGUGAAGAAACUUCACUACCCCCGUCACUGCGCCCCCGCCGCCGGGUCGUCCGUCGGCCGUAUCCGCCAUCGGGCAGCUCGGCGGCGGAUCGGCCAAUGUGUAGGGCCCUUUAGAUUGGGUUGGGGUGUGUCCAAACUGAAAUCUAAAUUACAGUGUAAAAAUAAAGCUGUCUGACGUUUGUGGGCUACAUGCAAAAGCAGCCAGUAUUUACCCUGCACAGAGAAAUUACAAAUGUAUUUCCUCCGCUUGCAUGGCAACGUGGUUUGUUCCAGAUGCAAUCUUGCUUGCUUUUUCUGCCUUACUUCCAAAAUGCUCUUCGGUUUUAAGGAGCACAUAAAGGACAUAAAACAAAAGAAGAUCUCUAAUGAAUGGGAUGGUCUUACUGUAGAUUAGAAUUGUCUCCAGCGAUUAAGGGGUGGGGACAGACAGAGGAACCUACAGUAUUUGUUGUUUCUGCUGCUGCCGAGUUCUUCAGUCAUGUAUUUAAUAAUUUCUGUACUGUUCUUGUCUUAUUUCCGGCUGAUCUGCAGCAGCAUAGAUCACACCAGAGGGAGGGCACAUUGUCCUUUAGAAAGUUAUUCCCUGCCACAGAUAUUGUCUUGCUGUACUGCCUGAUUACAAUUGAGCUAUUCCAGUGUCCUUGUGCAGUCUCCUUUGCAUCAUGUACAGAACCGCACGUAGGCAGGCAGUGGGAAAGGUUACAGAGAUACGUAAUUUCACACGUUUCCUGAUAUUCAGUUAUCCGACUGGCUUUCAGCACCCCCCGCCGUCACCGCGAGCAGCAGCUGUCAGGAUCUAGCGUGACGUUAAUGACGAUUGUCAGGAAUUCUUGUAAUAAUCUCUAGUAUAUUUGACACUCUAGCAAAAUUGGAUGUGGGUGGAUUUGUCAUGUUGUGUCUGUUGCAUGUUGUACAUACGUUGCUAAGUGGUACUUGUGAACGGAUUCGAAGGGAACAAAACAAUUUAUCUUGGGAAUAGACAUUAAAAUUAUUUGUUAGAAAAAAAAAAGGAGCUACAACUUUAAGAAAUAACGCUGCUACUUAGAUGUAACCUCACUGUACUGUAUUUUAUGUUUGUUUGGGGGAGAUUUAUCAAACCUUCCAGAGAGACAGCUUCUGUCGUGUUAUAGAGUGCUAGAUCAGUGAUUGCUGGACGCUGAUUGGUUUGUUGGUUGCGUCUCUCAGUGGUUUGAUAACAAUGUCACUAAUCUGUAAAUGUAAUAUUUAGGUGAACUGUGGUAACAUGUUUAUGAUCCUGCUACAGUUCACCCACUGUGUAGGAGUGGAAGUGAUAUUCAGGGGGGGGAAUUCAAUUAUCCACUGUAAAUUGAACCGGAAGGUAGCCCUGGGCUUUAACACCAGGGGCUAUUCAAUUGCACACCUGAUUUCUCCCGAUGGCCUUGUUAACAACUGUUAACCUGUUAAUGGGCAUUAACAUGAAAACGGGAGGUAGUCUCGAGCUUUAAUACCAGGGACUAUUGAAUUGCACUCCUGAUUUCUCCCAAUGGCCUUGUUAACGCCUGUUAACGUAACCUGUUAACGGACGUUAACAUGAAACUGGGAGGUAGCCUCGAGCUUUAACACCAGGGGCUAUUCAAUUGCACUUUUGAUUUCUCCCGAUAGCCUCGGUAACGCCUGUUAACUUAACCUGUUAAUGGGCAUUAACAUGGGUUAACAGGCAUUAACACAUAGAAUCCGUGAAAAGUUCACAGAUUUGAGUUUUAACAGGGUCGUGGCACACGUUAACUCCUGAGUUAUCUGGGUCUUUUUUCCGACCUGCUGAGACUUUGGGGCUAAUUGGAUAGCUCCGGGGGGAUUAAUUGCUGCUGCUAAUUUCUGCCCCAAGUAUUCAUUUUGUAAAAAAAAAAAAAGAAAGUCCUACAUAUCUUGAUAUGUUCUAUCUAUUAUUUAUUGUGUCAGAAAGCACAUACACUGUACUUUUUAUUUAGUUAUUUAUGCUCAAGUGGUGUUACCCAUACAUUCAGUAAUUUCACCGUUCUACAUCUAGUGCUUGGUGUUGGCACAGCGACAUCUCAUUAGGAUUCUAGGAGAGGCAGAGAAACCUCAUUCUUUAGUAUUCAAUUCUGUUGCUUAGUUGUUUAGUGGAUGCUUCUUUAUAGAAUUCCCAAGAGCUUAGGCUUUUCCAGGCUUGGGAAGGUCAUCACUUGAUCAUCAAGUAGAUAUUGACAUGCAAUGCAGGUGUGAAAGAGGGAUUGACAAUUGUAGUACAAAUAGUUCUUGUUUUCAUUGCCAUGUUUGUAUUGAGUGAAAUUAUAUCAUUUUAUAUUUGGCUGGUUUUUUUUUAACACUUUUUUUUCUUGGUGAGUUUUCUUGUUGCUGUAAACAGGAAAUGUUUCACUUUCAAUCCUUGUACAGCUAAGUUGGAUGCGUUACCUUCACCUGUUCCGUGAUUAAGUGGUUCAUGUCUGUUUUUUAUCAAAGCAAAUGCAGAUAUUGUUCAAUAUUUUACGAUACACUUUGUGCCCUGAUUUUUAUGCAAAGCAACACUUUUCCUUAUAUUUUGCAAUUGCUGUCUGCAUGUAGCUUAGGUGUUCUUUGUGAUUCGCAAGUUCCGUCGUCACUGGUACUAGAGGCAUCUUGCAAAGUCCACAAGAGCAAAACCUGCAUCACUGUUAUUUUUAGAAAAAGGAACUUAUAUAUAACGCCACUAUCUAUAGCUCCAGAUAGACUUGUCAUCUAGGCCUACGUUCCGGUGCAGUUACUAUACUUCCUCAUCAUGCAGAGGGGGGGAAAAAAAUUGUUUUGCUGGGGAAUAAAAAAAAAAAAAGCAAAUAAAAAAAAAUGAACAUUUUUUUAUUUGAUAGUCUUUGAAGUUUACCUGUUAUCUCUUGUCUCUUUGUUGAUUUUAAUCAUCUAUAUUUGAUGAGUGCAUAAAAAGAAUAGUGGUUCAGCUGUCUGUUUUUAAUCUCGAUAUUGAGGGGGAGAUGUAUCAACCCUUGUAACCAUCAUUUAAAGACUUUGCUAGGUAAAUGACUGAUUUGUUGCACUGGGCAGCUUUUCCUCUUUUUCCUUCUCCAAGGCUUGAUAAACUCGCCUGAUGACUGUGUUGUUGAAGUUAAGUUUCCGCUAGAAUUUCUUGUCUAUUAAGCUUUGUAAUUGGUUUUAUGUUCUUCUUAUAUUUAGUGACUAGAAUUAUAAGACAUUGCCAGAGUCGGAUUAAGGGGAGGGCGACAGGGGCAGUUGCCCCAGGGCCCCCAGAUGCAGAGGGGCCCCUACACAGUGUCAGUCUGACCCCGCAGUUGCUGAGUACAGGUGCCCAGUAGCACCUAUUCCCGGAUGGGAUCUGCUGCAUUCUGCAUAUAGAGAAACAGAAUGCAGUGCGGAGCGGCUCCAAACUUCCCUCAUCAGCGUCAUGUGACACAACACUUCCGUGCCGCCUUUUUAGGGACUCAGAAGCCGCUCUUCCCUGUAAGCAGAGUGUGGUGUAUACUCAGGGGACAUGGGUGAGGGGCCAAAAGGGGAUGCACUGCGUGGCAUACAGAAAGUGGGGGCACUGUGACCAUAUUGUGGGGCUUAAAAGGGCCAUUUUUGGGGGGAGGGGCCCCCACAACUUAGUUACCCGGCGCCCCAACAAGCAUUAAUCUGGCCCUAGGCAUCAUCUAAUGCAGAUGAUGUAAUAAUAACAAUUUUUAGUAAGGUUUUGUUUUUUACUUAUUGUCUGUUGUUUCUUUGGGCUAAAUGUAUGAAGCAGUGAUAAGUGUGGAGAAGUGAGCCAGUGGAGAAGUUGUCCAUGGCAACCAAUCAGCAUUGCAGUAACAUUUAUAAUUUGCAUACUAUAAAAUUAUACAGAGCAGCUGAUUGGUUGCCAUGGGCAACUUCUCCACUCUUAUCACAGCUUCAUACAUUUAACCCUUUGUUACAUAACUACUGCUGCUCUCACCGGCUAUUAUCUGGUGCUCACCAAAUCCAAUGCCAGUAAUGCUUACGCUAUAUAGCCUGCCUGGUAUUUUCCAAACCAGUACAUGCCAUUUAAAUAAAUGAAGCACGUGGAAACUUUUCAUUGACUUAUCGGUAUGAAUGUUUCAGUUGCUACAUAUAAAGACGUAGGGAAAAUUGCGACAUCUGGAUGUAAUCGUUAGAUAAUGUUUAUCGUACAAAUUAAAAAGAUAGUUUUUCACCAAAGUAUAUUUAUUAUAUUCAACCACCAGAAACUAUAAGAUUUGUACCCUUGACAAUAAUAUUUUGUUAUAUUAUUUAAAACAGAACAACAUCUAUUUGGAUAUAUAUUAAUAUAUUAUAUAGAGAGUUAUACUAAUAUUAUAAUGUACAGUUUGUGUCAUUGCGCAGUUCACCACUAUGGGGCUGAUUAUGAUGUGGACGCAAGUUCGAAUACGGACGCAUCCCGCGGAUAUCUACAAACAUAAAAUUAAAGCCAACAUGUUUGGGAUUGGCCUUGAUUUCUAUUAUACAUGCCAACAAACCUAGAAGCCAAUAGUUGCAGUCUGCAUGUGUGUGUGUGUGUGUGUGUGUGUGUGUGUGUGUGUGUGUGUGUGUGUGUGUGUGUGUGUGUGUGUGUGUGUGUGUAUAUAAGCCUGCUGCAUUGCUGUGACCCAUUGACCUCAGUGCGGUCAAGUAAGGGAUCGUGUGUAAAUAUGUGUAAAAACUGUCAUUGUGUUAGAGACUGUGCUAUUGUUGCAGGACAUGGUUUCUCUCUAUUGAGAGCACCUUAUAAUUGUAAAAGUCAGAUUUGACAAUGACAACAUUGUCUGGUCUUUUCAUAGUUAAAAAAAAAGCAUUGGUUGUAGUUUUGCAGAAAGUUAAGCUUGCCAUUGAUAGUGAAAUCCAUAACGUAUGUACUAUUUCUAUUUACUGCAGAGGUGGUAGAGGCUAAGACAGUAGAGCAAUUUAAACAUGCAUGGGAUAGACAUAAGGAUAUCCUUACAAAGAAAUAAGGAUCAAAUAAGGUUAGAGAUAAAAAUAAUAUAAAAAAAAAAAAAAAAGGGGCAGACUAGAUGGGCCAAGUGGUUCUUAUCUGCCGACAAAUUCUAUGUUUCUAUGUUUCUAUUUGCUGAGUCUAUUUAUAAAUUCUAGAAGUGAAUUAGCUACUGUGACCCACAGAGGGCGCUAACAUGCGUAUCCUGAUGGAAGAUAGACACUCAAUAAGUUGAUACCAGAUGGGCAACACGGUCAGAAGGUCGACAGGCAAAAGGACGACAUGGGCUUAGGUCAGUAGGGUCAAAAGAUCAACGGAUUAAAAAAGGGCCGACAUGCAAAUGGUAGACACCAAAAGGGACGACACGUGGUUUUAAAUGAUUUCUAGGCUUAGGAUUGGGAGAGGGUUAGGGUUAGGUUUGCCGGAGGGGACAGUUAGGGGUUAGGGUUAGCCAGAGGAAGGGGAUGGUUAAGGACCAGAUAGAGCGUUAGGAACGAGGGGUAUGGUUAGGGUUAGGCACUAGGAAUAGGGUUAGGAUUAGGGUUAAAAUAACAAAACAAAAACAGUGUUGACCUUUCUAUGCAUGUUGACCCAUUGACCCUGUCAACCGUUUAACCCAUUUGGCUGUCAACAAUCUGGUGCCGUCCUAUUAUUGACUGUCCAUAUACUGGCAAUCUUUUAAUUCACACCCGCUAUCAUGGCCCCUGUAGCCUGUGUGAGGGGCUAGACAUGGGUUUAGGCCACUAGAGGCACAGGAAAUCAGCAUUCUUUGCAGGGGCUGAUAUACUGACCGUGGCAUCCCCCCUCCCCGUAGCCUAACCCUAACCCUCCCCCGGCAGCCUAAACCUAACACCCCCAUGCCCCCUGCGGCUGCCCUCUCAGGCGGCCCGGCAAUUGGUCGUUCUGGAUCCCGGCUGUUGGGAUUCCGUGUCGGUCUUGUGACCAAGCAGUGUCGGUAUUUCAUAUUUCAACUGUCGGGAUCCCAACCGGAUCCCCUUUGUACCGUCUCCUGUAACAGCUGCUAUAGAUAUCUAUAACCCCACGUAAUUUCCUCAGGGCAGAUUUUUAUCAUGUUCUUCCUGUGACAAAUACCUACCUUAACGGUUUAUGGUUACUUACAAAUAGUAUUUUAUUUUUAUAUGAUGUGUACAGACCUUUCAGAGUAAUAUCUUCAUUAUCAUGGAAAUGACCGCAACACAGUAUGUCAGCUGCCACAGAACAAGCUUCCCGUUCUGUUCUCUGUGUCGGUGCGGACACAUCUUUCAGUAUAAACAAUAUGGCUUCAAAAAGUGUUUAUGCCAAAUCCAAUAGCACAUCAUUGGUUGAUUUGCCAUGUCUUAUGACCUGGACUCCUGUCAGUUUGCGUAGUGUAAAAAAUGCAAAUAGGUUCCUGUCACACCCACUAAGCAGGCCGUAAGCAUUUGCAUAUAUGCAGAUUUGCUGCAAUUUGUCACUUGCAACCACUGGUGACUGCAGAGCAGCGAAGGGGCAUUCUAACAUAGAGUACAGUAAGAGCCUGCAAACAGAUACAGACCCGCACAGAGACACAUAUAGACCUGGCCAAGCCGCAUAAAUGGCCUCCGCCAGAGUUCUCGCGCAUGUACUCAAUGAUAAUGACAGUCACCAGGAUUAACAGUCUGAUUGGCUGAUUAUCGAUUCAUCUCUGAAGCUGAUUGGGGCUUUUUUUUCUAUUGCUCAUUCAUAUAUAUAUAUUAUAUGAUUUUGUGAGCUACUUUAUUUUUGAUACUAGACGGAAAGAGUUUUUUUCAAGUUUAUUCAGAUCUAAAUGCGAAGGCAUGUUUCGCUAUCAACACAAAUAUUUUAAAGGGCGUCAGUGUAUCUGACUUACGUGUGACGUGAUCCUGGCAUAUAUGCAACUGGUGCGUCAUAAGAUCGUAUUGCACCUUUGCAAGGAAUGCAUUUUCCGUCUGCCAAUGAGUUCACGCUCAACAUCAGCCGCAUUGGGAGGGGUUUAAAUAUACACACCACGUUAAUUAUUAGUACGGCACUUGGUUCUAAGCAAUCCUGACAUUUCAUCUUCUCAGUGCUUCCCUUACAAGUUCACUCAGCAUCACAGACGGUGUAUGUCUUCCUGUAACAUCUGACGCUCCCUAGAUGGAUAGUAAUCAGCAAAAGUGCUUGAGCCUCUCUUUACGCUGCAUAAAGGAAGAAGGAAGAUGUGUGCGUGUGAUAAACCCCAAAGCCUGGUGUGUUUAUUGCAGAUGUAAACAAGAUACCUUUUAUGUAAAGUAUUGGUGUUAUAUCACACAAACCAGAAUGGAUAAAAUGUGUAUGCAAUGGCAACUUAUGUACAGCAAUGGUGAGCUUUGUAAAUGAAUUAGAGGAACCCUCUAUUAGGGCUUUACUCAGAGUUACAGUAGGUUUAAGGGCAAAUAAAGGUGCAGUUUGCUGCUGGGACAAACCAUGUUGCAAUGUAGGUGGUGCGUACUUAACUACUUUGACGGUUUCCUCUGCAGAAGAAGCCUGGAGAGGAAAAGGAGGUGAGCGGCUAUGUGGGACUGUGGUACUCUCAUCACUAGGCUCCACCCCCUUGUGUGUGUGUGGGGGGAGGGGGGGGGAAUCAGCACAUGUUUGCAUGUGGAACAGGGCCAAAUGACGCUGUUGCCAUAUAAAUCUCCCUCCUCAGAGUCCCGUAUUAUUCUCCCCAUUCUUUCCACUAGGAAAUGGGAGGGGUGCACACUCUUCCGGAGGGGCGAGGGACUACCUAAGGGACAUGCCCCUUCCCAACGCUAAAUCUCUCUGUACAUUUUACAUCGGCGCCACCUGCUGUACAACAUGGUUUUUCCUUUUUUCACACACCUAUGCUUUGCUCUUACACCUGACUCAGCAUUAGGUCAUUAGGGAUGCUGGUCAGGGGCCUGCAAUUAAUUGAAUAAAUAAAAUCAAAGAUAAGCAUUUUGUGGAGGACAACACCUAUUGGGCAUCAUUUAAAAUAGAGUUGUGUGUCCAUUUUACUUAGCAAAUUACACAAGUUCAGAAUGUGAAAAAUCCUUAGAGGAUAAUAGGCAUGAAGAGGUAGGAUGGGGGGAGAAUACUGAGUACAGUCGUUGAUGAUUGGCUGAUUGUGCUUACACGGCUGAUGCUGAUUGGUGCUUUCUUUAUUGCUCUGGCAUAUAUUAUACUUGUGUGGGUGCUGAAGUAAAUGUGUUUUAGUGGAGUAGCCUCUGAUGUAUUAGUGAAGCUUUAUUGAUGCCUAGAACCAAACGCCUAAUUUGCAAGCUAAACAAAUGGUUAUAAAAACGGGCAUGGAUGGGACAUAUGUAUGGCGUAAACCAGAAACAUAUGCUACCGGGGCCAGCCUGUAUGUACCUUAUGAUAGUUACAGCAUUGCAUAUACAUGCAAUCAUAGCUUUUUUAGUCAAUUCAAAUUGUAUUACAUACCUCCUAACUUUAGAGAAGUUCAGAUUAGGAAUGAUUUGAAAUCAGCAACUUUUACUAUCGAUGGGGGAGGACCAGAUGGUUUUCCACCAUCGAUGUUACAGAGGACCUGCAUGAGGGACACCGAGCCUAGUCCUGACACCCACAGAGCUCUUCCCCCAAGCUCUGAUUGACCUGCAGCUUGUGGUUCACUAAAGCAGAUAUGACCAUCGGUGUGUGAAACCAUCAAUGGUUCCCUUCCAGAUGGUUUCACACCAUUGAGGCAAUCCAUCAAUGGUAACUAUCAAUGGAUAACCCACCAAUAGCCAUCCCUAGUUCAGAUCGGGACCUUCGAUUGCACGUCUCUAAAGGUGGCAUGGCAGUGUGAUGGGUCAUAUCUGCGAGGCAUCUACUCACCACUUGCUCUGCUAAGCAGAACAGCAGGUGAGAGUGGGCCUCCCAACCUCCCCUCCAUGCGGGACUCUGCAGCCGGUGGGUGGGAUGACAGGUCUGGAGGUAUGCACUGAGUUUUUGUGCAGUUGUGGCAAACUCUACAUUAGGCUCAAUAUGUGAAAUCAGAUCAAAUGAUAGUCUUUGUAUAUUCCACAAUAUGCUGAUUCACUGUGACAUUCUAGAAUAAAAUGAAGAGUACUAUUGUUAUAGUGGAUUAUGUUUUCUUUUGUUGGAAAAAUGGCUGAUCAUGACUACUUAUAGUAAUAUAUGGCUAUAUAACAUAAUAGAUUGUGGUGGGUAGCAGAGUAUUUUGGCAAUCUUCAAGAGGGUCCUUCAAUCGGGUAAAGGUGCUUCGUGGUCUGUCCCAGAAUUGGGACAAAACACCUUAUCCAUACAGUGGCGGGGCAGACCCCUUAGGUUAUUACUAUUCUGCCUGAAUAGGAAUAUUUGGGACGUUAGUGUCCUUUUAGGGAACUGCUGGGCGUUUAAGGCCUAGAUUUGUUUUCUUCAUUUUUUUUGUAUUAAUAUGUAACAUACAAUAAUAUUACCCGGCCUGUUUUAUGUCUGUGUGUUUUUAGGAUUAGUCCUUAAUGAAAUGUAGCUGAUGUUUGCAGUGACGUCCAUCUUAAUUUGUACCUGCUGACCUACACAGAGAGGAGCAAACAUCUUCAUAAGAAUGCUGCCUACAAUACUUUGUGCCUCGCUGAUGUCACUAGGAGCUAUUGAAUUAAUAGGCUGAAAUAUUCAGUCAACAAAAUGGCGGCCUCCAGUGUAUCUCAUGCAGGUCCUGAGAGUCUAUGCUGCCUACAAUACUUUGUUCCUCGCUGAUGUCACUAGGAGCUAUUGAAUUAAUAGGCUGAAAUAUUCAGUCAACAAAAUGGCGGCCUCCAGUGUAUCUCAUGCAGGUCCUGAGAGUCUAUGCUGCCUACAAUACUUUGUUCCUCGCUGAUGUCACUAGGAGCUAUUGAAUUAAUAGGCUGAAAUAUUCAGUCAACAAAAUGGCGGCCUCCAGUGUAUCUCAUGCAGGUCCUGAGAGUCUAGGUUUGUACAUGUGCACAUUUAGUGAAGUAAGAUAAAGUGGAUGGAGGAUGCAUAUUCUAGCAUGAAGAACCACGCAGGCAUUUGCACCCAACAAGAGGACCUAUACUUCUUAAUGAAACGCGUGGGUGCCUGCUGUCUGCGUUUCAGUGGUGAAACUAAUUUAUAGGUGCACUUAACCUAAUGUACAAUAAAGCUUCACAGUCCCAGUGUUCUUACUCUUAGGAUUAAUGUAAACCAUGAAUGAGUUUCAUCUGACUAGUUUUAAUUGAAAAAUGUUAAUUUCAAUGAAUGAAAAGUGUGGCAUUAAUGUGGUAUGGGGUGGGACUGUUGAUGUUUACUCUUCGUCAGGUUUUUUUCGCCCUCUCUGCACACCUUUGUGGACUCUGGGCCUAAUUCGUUAUUUGUACAUGUGCGAUUGUCCUGGCUUGGCAAGUGAAGCUGCCACCCAGGGGGGAUCGCAAACUCAUUCUCAGUUGCGCUCACAUUCACAGUCUAUACGUAAAAAACGAGGAACAUUGGGUGUAAGGGUAGCCCUAUGGGUACGCACGCCGGACACAGCAGUAGCGACACAUGCGCCAUGUUUUUGCACAUACGAGCUCGCAGCUGACGGCAGAUAAACCCCUGAAAACAUCCAUGACACGCCAGUGUUUUUGCAACCACUCCCCGUUAACACCUCCAAACAGUCACUUCCUGUCAUAAAAUCCUCAUUGCUAGCAGGAUCGCAGCGGCAGCUUGACGCAUGCGCAGUGCAGUCGCGGCACGUGUGCAGCCUGCUGAUUAUCGCUCACUCGCAUGAACACCAGCCAUAGCGUACAAACAUAAAAUAGGCCCUCUUUCUAAAGCACCUUGAUGUGUGCAGGUCGGAGCAUCUAGAUACUCUGGCAUAAAAACCAAACAAAAGCACUUUGCAGUGCGUAUUGCGUGCAUAUGGUAAAUAGGGUGCGCUGUGUGUAGGUUAGGAGGUCACUCAAAUAUGCAGCAUUAAGCCUCAAGCAGGGAGGUCCGUAGAUCUGACGUUAUCACUGUGAAAUGCCGCAUUUCCCGUGUUGUGUGACCCGGAUGUAUCUUUUGUUUUCUUUCUAUAUAAUGUUUUUUAUUGUGUAUGUGUAAUAACAUGUCAUGGGAACCUCGUGCUGUAUAAUGUAUAAUGCAUCAUCUGCCUUGCUGUUCACUAUAAAGCCGUCUUAAACAUAUCUGUGUAAUUAACACAAUGAAACAUCUUCUUCUUGUUGACUGUAUGUGUGUGUAGGGAUGUGUGUUUGUGUUCGUACAGUCAUUUUGCGCCUUACAAUAUUUGUGUGGUAUAUCUGUGCAAAAUUAUCAGGAAAAUAUUUAUCUGCACUCAGGUAGACACUAAUGAAACCUCAACAGUAUACAUCAUGGGUCUUCAGCCUGCGGCCUUCCAGCUGCUGUGGAACUACACAUCCCAACAUGCCCUGCAUCAGUUUCAGCAUGCCUUAAUAGCAAAAGUGUGCAGGGCAUGCUGGGAUGUGUAGUUCCAAAGCAGCUGGAGGGCCACAGGUUGAAGACCCAUGGUAUACAUCUUGCCAAAAGUAGAAAACAUUGCACAGCAUAAACAUAGGCUAAAAGAUAAGAUAUAAACAACACGCGGAACACUUGGCCUUUUUUCUCGCACUGUUUUACGCUGUUUUGUGACCCAUUGUUGCAGAUUUGUGCUUCAUUUUAAGAUACAGAGCUGUUCACUGUAGUUUGUCUCACCCACCUUCUGCCGGGCUGGUUCUAGAAUACUGUGGUCACCAUAUUUCUAUAUAAAUGUAAGAGAGGUGUGAGACCAACAUGGCAUUUUUAAAUAAAUCUUUAUUAUUAUGUUUCAA